This is a messenger RNA of Torulaspora delbrueckii, 2022 nucleotides long. RefSeq names its product tRNA modification protein MTO1 (gene MTO1). Gene Ontology annotation, molecular function: flavin adenine dinucleotide binding. The record is from RefSeq and is a predicted model, not a curated record. Lineage: Eukaryota; Fungi; Ascomycota; Saccharomycetes; Saccharomycetales; Saccharomycetaceae. Gene Ontology annotation, biological process: tRNA wobble uridine modification; tRNA methylation. The transcript has a single exon. The coding region runs from base 1 to 2022 and encodes 673 amino acids. Gene Ontology annotation, cellular component: cytosol.
AUGUUGAGAGCUAGGUCGAGAUUUGUGAGGGCUCAUUGGCCAAGUGUUGUUUCCCGGAGAUGGAUUUCCAUGAACUUAGAGCUGGAAAAUGCGCUAAAGAGGCUUCCAGAUAGUGGUGUGGUGGUUGUAGGUGCUGGACAUGCUGGAUGCGAAGCUGCAGCUGGAUCGGCAAGGUCUGGGGCACCUACAGUGGUUGUGACACCAUAUAUAGAUAAGAUAGGGACUUGUUCGUGCAAUCCGUCCAUGGGUGGUAUCGGAAAAGGUACAUUGCUGAGAGAAGUUGAUGCUUUGGAUGGUGUGGCUGCUCGAGUUACUGAUUUGGCUGGUAUUCAGUUCAAGAUGUUGAAUAAGAGUCGAGGAGCAGCCGUCUGGGGACCCAGAGCACAGAUUGACCGUGAGAUUUACAAGAAGGAAAUGCAAAAUAUUUUGUUCAACUACUCAAACCUAUCGCUAAAAGAAGGUAAGGUCAAAGAUCUGAUCAUUGAUUGUCGGGAGUCCAAAGCCGGAGAGUAUGGGAAAGUGCAAGGAGUUAUAUUGGAGAGUGGGGAUUUACUCAAGACGUCGAAAGUUGUUAUAACAACAGGAACGUUCUUAAGCGCAGAGAUUCACAUUGGACUGAAAUCGUUUCCUGCGGGCAGGAUUGGUGAAGAACCCACUUAUGGGAUCAGUUCCUCUCUAGCAGAUGCUGGUUUCAAAUUGGGUAGGCUGAAGACGGGAACGCCCGCACGUCUAGACGGUAAGACUAUUGAUUAUACCCACUUGGAGAAACAGUAUGGUGACGAACCUCCACAUCCGAUGAGUGUGAUGAAUGAGGAGGUUGCCAUCAAAGAUCAAAUUUUGUGCUAUGGAACACAGACGACGUUAGCAUUGCAUGACUACUUGCGCUCUAAUUUGACCCAGUCAUUGCAUAUUCGUGAAACCGUCAAGGGACCUCGCUACUGCCCCUCAAUAGAAGCCAAGAUAAUCAGGUUUGCCGAUAAGGAUUCGCAUAGGAUUUGGCUUGAACCAGAAGGUCUAAACACAGACGUUGUUUACCCCAAUGGAAUAUCGAACUCGAUGCCGGAAGACGUGCAGGAAAAGAUGAUGCGAAUGAUCCCUGGUCUUGAGAAUGUUAAAAUUGUUCAACCAGCUUAUGGAGUAGAGUAUGACUAUGUGGAUCCUAGACAGUUGAAGCAGACUUUGGAAACAAAGCCCAUAUCAGGUUUGUAUCUAGCCGGCCAGAUAAACGGUACUACCGGAUAUGAAGAAGCCUGUGCGCAAGGUGUGGUGGCUGGUAUAAAUGCCGGUCUCUCCCUCCUAAACAAAGCUCCAUUGUUGCUAUCUCGCUCUGAUGCGUACAUCGGUGUGCUCAUUGAUGAUCUAAUUGUGAAAGGCGUGGAGGAACCUUAUAGGAUGUUCACAUCGAGAUCCGAAUUCAGAGUCAGUGUUCGUGCUGAUAAUGCUGAUAUGAGGUUAACAGAACUAGGUCGCCAGCAUGGAGUAGUUAAGGAUGAAAGAUGGAAUAAAUUUAAGUCUGAUAAAGACAGUUACGAAGAUGUGGUAUCUCUUUUGCAGAACUUUGAGCUAAGUGCUACUAAGUGGUCUCAAUAUCUCGAAAUGAAUGUUGCAAACUCUGCUAGAAAUAGGCCUGCUUGGGAGCUCCUCAGGUUUAAUGGUGUUAACCUUGAAAAGAUGGCUGAACUUUUUCCAGAAUUGAGCUCCAAGAUAAAAGAUCUUCCCAGGCAUGUGGCUCUUAAGGUUAACGUCCAAGGUAAAUAUGAUCCUUAUAUGACGAAGCAAAAUCAAUACGUGAGGGCUUUUCAAGCGGAUGAGCAGAUGCUUCUUCCUUCAAAUUUUGAUUACUCUACACUGCCAACGCUGUCUUCUGAGUGCAAAACGUUGCUCAACACAAUUCAACCAUCUACAAUUGGCCAGGCACGAAGGAUCCAGGGCAUAACAGCGGCCUCGUUAUUUGAACUUUACAGGCUAGUAAAAUCCAAACAGCGUACGCUCAGAGAUCAGACGCUUGUUGAAACUGUCUAG